GAGAGGCUGGGCUGCCACUGACUGAUACACACAAAGGGCUCAAGGCUGUGCAGACGUGUCCCUCCAGCCAGGAUCCCAGCCAGGUUUGAAGUCCUAUUACAUCUUUCCAAAAAGUGUAAGGAAUACCUUGCAAGAUGCCUCUUGGAGAUGAUGGGCCAAGCUGGAAGAAGAGGGCUGAAGACAUAAGAGAUACUUAUAAUUUUCGUGAUGUGUUGGGAACGGGGGCAUUUUCAGAGGUGGUUCUUGCGGAGGAGAAAGCUACACAGAAGUUGGUAGCAAUAAAGUGCAUUCCCAAGAAGGCAUUGGAAGGGAAGGAAACCAGCAUUGAGAACGAGAUUGCUGUAUUGAGGAAGAUAAAACAUGCAAACAUUGUAUCCUUGGAGGAUAUUUAUGAGAACCGGAGUCAUCUAUACCUUAUCAUGCAACUAGUUUCAGGGGGUGAGCUUUUCGACAGGAUUGUAGAAAAAGGUUUCUACACGGAAAAAGAUGCCAGUCAGCUCAUCAAGCAGAUCCUGGAUGCUGUGAAAUAUCUUCACGACAUGGGCAUUGUACACAGAGAUUUAAAGCCGGAGAACUUACUUUAUUAUAGUCUGGAUGAAGAUUCUAAAAUCAUGAUCAGUGAUUUUGGACUGUCGAAAAUUGAAGGCUCAGGAAGUGUUAUGUCAACGGCCUGUGGAACACCUGGUUAUGUUGCUCCAGAAGUUUUGGCUCAAAAACCUUACAGUAAAGCGGUGGAUUGUUGGUCUAUCGGAGUAAUCGCCUACAUCUUGCUGUGUGGUUACCCCCCCUUCUACGAUGAAAAUGAUGCCAAACUCUUUGAACAGAUCUUGAAAGCAGAGUAUGAGUUUGACUCUCCCUACUGGGAUGAUAUUUCUGAUUCAGCAAAAGAUUUCAUCCAACAUUUGAUGGAAAAAGACCCUAACAAACGCUACACGUGUGACCAAGCCCUACAGCACCCAUGGAUUGCUGGGGACACGGCACUCGAUAAGAAUAUUCACGAAUCAGUCAGUGAGCAGAUCAGAAAGAAUUUUGCCAAAAGCCGAUGGAAACAAGCUUUCAAUGCCACUGCCGUGGUGCGGCACAUGCGGAAACUACAGCUAGGUAGUAGCCAAGAAGGACCCGGACAGACCACUCCUACCAGUCCGUGUCAUGGGAAUCUUUUGGUGCCAGGAGACCACCAUGGAUCCCUUUCCGAGAGUUGUCAGGACUGCUGUACCCAGAAAUCAACAGAAAACAACUCGCUGAGCUUCAGUACUCACCACUGCCCUCAGUCUAACCGGGUCUAAGGCCGGACGAUGUGUAUCUGGGGGUUUUGGCAUUACUGGAAGAGCCAGCUGCAGCCCUGGGUUCGUGGCCUUUGAGGGGCAGACCUUCAAGCAAGGAUCGGCCAUAUCAGACCUGGGGGGUGGGUGGGGGUGAGGGGAGAAAAGGGAAGAAAAAGAUAGAGAAGCAGGCCUGUGUUUAUUUUGUUAGUGUAUAUUAUAUAAACAAACUCCAAUAUAUAAUAUGAAAAUUCAGGCCUGACUGGGAUAAAAGGAGCAUUUGGAAAUGUAAAAGGCCUUUCGUUCUUGUUCCUUUGUAACAUUUUGCCUGCUCAUUGUAUGAUCUGUAGGGGUGGGAGUGUUUAAUUUUUCUGUAUUAAGGUGAAGAUGUAAGGCUCCGGCUGCUCUCUCUAUAUUUUUGUUGGCGUCUAGCCUGCAGUCUGUACGGGGAAUAUUCCUGGUGCUUGUUAGGAGGGGAGUAGCUGCUGCUCCCUAGCAAAUCAUUCCCAGCUGGCCAGUAGACUCCACAGCAUUUCUGUAGCAGUGGAGAGGUAUGGCAAUCAGUACGCAAGCACCAGAGUGUUGUAAUAUAUGUAAUUUUUCUUUUCUUUUUCUUUUCUUUGUUUGUUAUUAAGAAUUUCUGACAGCAGCCUGUGUUUAAAGGGCUCUGCUAAAUGCUAUGGAGGGGCUGUUCAAGCAGGGUGAAGGUUUUCUUGUUCUAGCCCUCAGGAUUAACCAACUCUUGAAAAUGGUGCAGAUUUUGUGAUGCACUGUGGGAGUCCAUCCUUGACUAAAGGUGGUUCAUUCCAAGCCAAGCGCUCCCCAGGCAUCUUGCAGUGCAUUCUGGGUAUUUUUUUACAGCUUUUGAGAAUUUUGUUUUAUUGGUGGGAAUGUAUAAUGGUCUCUUGGGAAAUCUGGUGUCCACUUUUUAUCUGGUAGGUCACGGGUAGCUAAUCUUUGGCUGGCUGAGGAUCAUGCAAACUGGAAUGCCAUAGGUUAACCACCACUGUACUUGAUUUAACCAGUUUUAACAAGUAAAUUGAAGAUGAAAAAAAUGCAAUGCUGCAAAUCCCUUUUUGCUGGAACUUGUAGGGAGAAACUACUUCCAAGUAUCCCAAAUGCCAUUGAAUAAAGAUCUAUUAAAAUAUUUUCUAUAUACACAUUGUACGUGCCCAGUCUGGGUUUAAUUAGAUAAUGAUGCUGACAGGUAAAUGAAUGCUUUUAAUCUCUGAGUAAGUAACGGUUAGCGACAGAAGGUACUAGGAAAUAUUCAUUCAUUCAACUCGCCAGAACCAAAACGUUAUACUAAAAUUGACAAAAACGAUUUACUGAGUAGAAGAUGUGGGUAAGAACGACAGCAAUUUUAACCAAUUUUUUUUUUUUUUUUUUUUUUUUAUAUAACAUUGAGGCUUGGUUGCUCCAUAGUAAUUUAGGAUAAAAGUCUAUUGUUCAUAAAGUCCCACUUUUCACAAAUCUCUGUUUCUGCUGUUGAUACAAAAGAAGGCAAAACAAAUUUGAAGCAAUUUCCAAUUUUUGCUACAAAAUGGGGGAAAUAAAAGUCCAAAAAGGAAAUUGAUAAAUCUCGGAAACUGUUGCCCCACAAAUUUACAACGUGUGUAUUUUUUUUUUUUGGUAACAAAAUAUUCUUCUGUUAAAUGUAUUUUUCGCCCAUUUUACUUUCUUGCAUGUGAUUUUGCAUGUUUGAAAUAUUUAAUAUGACUGCACAUUUGCCAUUAUAGACAGGAGAGGCUAUAAAAAGAAUAAAUACCAUGUAUCUAAAUAAACCAAAUAUUGUAAAUUAAAGUUUACUGUUGGCACUAAAGGAUAGACGAAGGACACAGUUUGUUACCUUUUCUUUUUCGUAUUAUUUUCAUCUCAAAGAUAGACAUUUCUUUUUCUAACUCAGUGAUUCAAAUUGACUUCAGGAAUUGAAGAAUAGACAUAUUAAAAAGUGAAAUUAAGAAAUAGUUCUCUAAUUUCCAGUGCUUCUCAGGGACCAUUUAAAAAUAAAAAUUAACAAAAAGAAAAUUAGCCAGUUAAAAAAAAUAAAAUAAAAUAAAUCCAUAACUAACGAAUAACAACCUUAAACCUCACACCCCACCCAAAAAUGAAAAGUCUUGCAGGCAUCUCAUAGGUGCACCUGCGCACUCAUUUGGGAGGUAGCUAAAUCUGUCAAUUAAUGUAUACAUUACCAGUGUUUCAUUUAAAUGCAUAUGAAUCAUCAUGAUUUGUGCAUGGCAAGAUGACUUUAAGUACUAAAGUCUAUAAAGGAUUUUAAUGGCCUGGUUACCUGCCAGUGGAAUUCAGAUUCUGUUUAAACCUGUUUCUGGGUGUAUAUUUGGCCCUCCAGUCUGCGAAAAUAUACAAAAAUGCAUAAAAUGAAGCAUUCCAUGCUUACUAGAUAAUGCUAACACAUAGUAGCUCUAUUAUUACUCCUGCAUUUCACAGAUGUUACUUAAUAAGUGCAAUGUUCUCUGCUCUAUCCAGUAGUCAGACUCCUUAUUUGUUUAAGAUGCAUCAAUUAGCUCUCACACCUGAUCAAAAAUAUCUUAAAUUCAAGACGAUUCAAAAACUACACUGAUAUUUCUUUUUUAAUGGCCAGGUCUGAUUGUUAUUACAUAUAAAUUGCAUAUAAAUAAAGUGUAUGUACCCCAAUGUAAACCAGAAAAAUGAAAAACAAGUUAUGGAAGGAUGGAGUAAAAAAAGUAGAAGGUUUGGAGAGAAGGGUGAUGUGGAACUAGAAUUAAAAACCUUACUAGGGUCCCUUGGUGGCUUUAAGUGACCAUGUGUAUGCCAUGAUUGGGCAGGGAUGUUUGCCCCAACCUCCAGCUGUUUGGGCAUCUGUAAUACUACAGUGAAAACUGGCUACGCACUGCUUUAUGUGCACUUAAUGAUCGGAAAGGAUUUUUACUUAGAAUUAGUAAGAUGGAAUUAGAAUUUAGAGUAAUCUUAGAGUUCUUCUCAUCAUUCUUAUUUUGAACUGUACAUAAAAUCUUCAGUGUUUGUUUAUUUUGAAUUACACCCAAGCCCUUUGAGGUAUAAUUCUGGUGUUUUUCUAUCCCUCUAAAAAUAAGUUCAAAGUGAAUUUUGAAUUUAAGGCCAAAAUAGCCAAACUGUAAUAAUUCUCUAAAUCGGCUAUGCUUUCAGUUUGAUUACUCUUACCUUAAAUUUGAAAUUCUCUUGCAAUUCACUUUGAAUUCUCACUUUAGUGAAUACCUGUGUUAACGAAAGACACCUGUGAUAGGUGCUUAGAGGGGGAAAGGACCACAAUAAUUUUAUUUUUGCUGUACUGUCCGUUUCGCUUUUGCAGGUUAUUGCAUGAUUAUGUUGGUUAAUGUAUAGUGGCCCAUUUUCUGUAAAACUUGUUAAAAAGCCAAUAUUUUAUCAUUAAACCCUUCAAAAUCAUUCCCACUCAGGCUCUGCUUGAAAAGUGCUUGGGUUUCGGUCUAUUUUAGCAUACAUAUUUCUCAACAUUCAUUUUCCCCCUUUCAUAUAAGUAUGUAACAAUUCUAAAUAUCUGAUUUUAUUCUUCUUGAUAUUUCAUUUUGUUUUCAUCUGUGGCUUAUUUAAUAAACACUAAAUUGUAGUUGAAAACUGAAUUCUAAAUAACAGCCUAAAAUAUCCAAUUUCUGGCUAUAGCAGAAUUGAAGAAUUUUUCCCAAAAACUAACUUUUGGACGUUUUGCAAUUCUGUAUUCACUAGUAAAUGGUGUUAAAUAAACUCUACCGGUGAGUUGUAUAUUAUGGUUUAUGGAGGGAAUCAAUAAGGACCUUUCACAUUUUGCAACUUUAUUUCUACGUUCUAAAAUAUUAGAGGCUUGAGCCCAGCCAGAGCCGGCCCAAGAUAUUGUGCUGCCUGGGGUGAAGGAAGAAAUGCUGUCCCCACCCCCCUUCAACCUUGCACACAUCCAGGAGAUGCAGUGUGUGUGUAAUGUAUGCAGUGUGUAUAGUGAAUGCCUUGUAUGCAGUGUGUAUAGUGGAUGCAGAGUGUGUGUAGUGGAUGCUGUGUGUUGAUGCAGUGCAGUGUCUUUGUAGGGGAUGUUGUGUAGUGGGUGCAGUGUCUGUGUAGUUGAUGCAGUGUAGUGUGUGCAAUGUAUGUCUGUGUGUAGUGGGUGCAGUGUCUGUGUGUAAUGGGGCUGCAAAGGGUGAGUUGUUGUUUUGGUGUUGUUUUUUUUUUUUUUUUAAAGUAUGAUUUAGUGAAUUUCGCUCUCCCUGCUGUGUCCUGUGGAGAGGGGGCCCAGUGAUCUGUUUUUCCUAGAUAGCGGGGGCCCAGAAUUGCAUAUAUACAUAUAGCGAUAUAUAUAUGCAUAAGCGGCCCAGGCCACACAGCAGGCACUUUACAGUGUACAGGGGCGGCCAAAUUCCACCCCUGUAAAAGUGCCGCCUGGAGCCGUCGCGCCACUAAUGCCAAUAGACAGGCCAUCCCUGAGCCCAGCAAAAAACAUGACUCUUUUUGUCUAUGUGAGUUUCAAAUGACUACAAUUCACUGUUUUGAGUCAUGUCAUGAUGAGCAAUUUAAAAUAAACAUAUACAUUUUACAGGAAAUAUGGAAACCGAGAUUUUAGGUUCUAUCCAAUAAAAAAAUGAUUGUGAUGAAACAAACAGAAUUGCAAAAUUCGAAGAUAGUGACUGUAGAUGUGCUCAGUAAAAUUUCCAAACUGGCUAUUUAGGGCUGGAGUUUGCUAUUUGGUUUUCAGUUUACUGAAAUCUGCGAUUUAGUGAAUAAAUCUUUUUUGUUUUUGUUUUUUUUGUUUUUUGCUGUAUCCAUCUUUUUUUACAGGUCCAAUUUAAUUGUCAUUAAUGUAUAUCCAUUUGAACAUUUCUGGGGUAAGAUGGAUGUUUAUGUGAAUGGUGAAGGGUUUGAGCUGUUUACAGUCAUAACUGGUUCUGAAUUCCUGUGUUUUAUCAUGUUUCAGCAUGUUUAAUGAGGAUUUUUACAAAAAAUUUUAAAAAGAUAUAUGUAAAAAAAAUGUGAAAAUAAAACCUUUUUCUCUUUUGA
Pelobates fuscus (common spadefoot toad) is the source of this 6260-nucleotide messenger RNA. It is a transcript of the gene CAMK1, whose product is annotated as calcium/calmodulin dependent protein kinase I. The record is from RefSeq and is a predicted model, not a curated record. Gene Ontology annotation, cellular component: intracellular anatomical structure. Gene Ontology annotation, biological process: peptidyl-serine phosphorylation. The coding region runs from base 135 to 1286 and encodes 383 amino acids. Gene Ontology annotation, molecular function: ATP binding; calmodulin binding; calcium/calmodulin-dependent protein kinase activity. The transcript is spliced from 12 exons. Lineage: Eukaryota; Metazoa; Chordata; Amphibia; Anura; Pelobatidae.